AUGGGCGACGCCAAAAGCGCCGCUGGCGAACGACGACCGCCGUGGCCGAAGAAGGCUUUUGCCCUCGGACUCGUAAUCGGUUUCCUGAUCGCGGGAGGGAUAGCUGUGGCGGUGCUUGCGCUCAACGAUCGGCGAGCCGAGGCGGCGAUAUCUGCAGGUCCGCCCUCGUUUCCGCCGAUGUCUCCGCCGCCGUCUCCGCCGAAGUCACCUCCACUACCUCCAACAUCUCCACCGCCGUUGCUCUCCAACCCGGCUGAGAUGUUCGUGAACGCCACGGCGGCAGUCACCAACGUCUCUGGCAUGUCCGACCUAGCGUCCGACAUGAUCGUGUUGGACGUCGACCUCGAAUUCACAUCGACCUCGAUGCUGGAGGAGAAGGUAACCGCACUGCGUGCUGAUCUUUGGUACACUCCCAACAUCGUAUCCCGGAGCACGGCCGACUUGGAGGCGUCCGAACACAUCGGCUGGUGCAGCGUGGUUGAUCUUUGGGUGCGACGCGGCGUUGUCGCCGCCAAGGCGCAGAUCAUGCUACAAAAUAGCGAGGCUGGGGGGCACGCACUCGGCCGGUGGCUGUCUCAGAGGGAGCUAGCCGUCGUCGCAACCGGGCUGGGCCUGAUCACGCUUGAGACUAGUCGCGUCAAGAUCUUGUCGAGCGGGCUGGUCUCGGGCGAGACGAUAGCAACCGGCUACGAGACGGUCGAGGUCACCAACACAAGCGUCCCCUUUGUCAACACGAGCGCGAAAUGCCCAACUGGGGGCGCGUGCAGCCGUGGAUUCAUCGUCUCCGGCGCCAACCCGUUUGGGCGCGAGUGGGCAGUCAAGGAGAUUGCGCUCGACGCCUACUUCGAUUGGACAUUCGCGUACAACACCUCGGUGAUUUCGUCCUCGACUUUGUCGCCGCUGCGCGUCUCAUUCGCAGACGUCAAAUGCGAUAGGACUGACACGUACGCACGGAUGGUAGCGGCAGGCACAACUACGAUCCCGCAGGGCGAGGGAACCGACUUCAGCGUCUUCCUCACGGCGACGCCCCUGCCUGGCCGGGCCGCCGCGGUCAACCGGGACUUGAGCCCAGGAGGAGACUGCACUUGGAUCUACCCCUACGACUGCUGCCUGAUGACGGCGCUGACCGCGGCUGCGUGCAAGGUGGAGGGAGGAGGGGGGGAUGAGGCGAAGAUUGGCAUCGUGCUCAAGGGCGAGGCGACGAUGCUUGUGGAUGGCGUAGAGAUGACAGUCUUCCCGGAAGUCGGAUUGGAGCUAUCAUACACGGACGACGUGCUUCAGUUUGACCUCCUUGGGGGCACUGUCUUCGCUCUAGGGGCUCUAGGCUUCGCUUGCGAAGACGUCACGUUCGCCGGGCCUUGA
Emiliania huxleyi CCMP1516 is the source of this 1362-nucleotide messenger RNA. RefSeq lists its product as hypothetical. The record is from RefSeq and is a predicted model, not a curated record. The transcript has a single exon. NCBI's taxonomy places the organism in Eukaryota, Haptophyta, Isochrysidales, Noelaerhabdaceae. The coding region runs from base 1 to 1362 and encodes 453 amino acids.